Molecule: messenger RNA, 435 nt
Organism: Episyrphus balteatus (marmalade hoverfly)
Lineage: Eukaryota; Metazoa; Arthropoda; Insecta; Diptera; Syrphidae
Product: putative GATA zinc finger domain-containing protein 25
Exons: 2
Coding region: 1-435 (144 amino acids)
Source: RefSeq, a predicted model, not a curated record
AUGUUGCUGCAACAUUCAGAUCAAUCGUUAGCAACAAUGUCAUCGUCAGCGUCUUCAUCAUCAACGCAUCAUCGAAGAGCUGGACGUCGCCAUUAUAUUGCAGCAUGUCGAAUGGAUGCAUUGUCAGAAGACGGAAGUGAUUAUAGUACUCCAUCGGAUGUUGCAACAGAAGAUAAUGCCAUUGCAACAACAACAAUUAAUCAAAGUAAUUAUAAUGCACAGCAACAUUAUCGCCAUCAUCGCCAUCAGAAGCAACAACAGCAACAACAACAAUUUCAAUUGCAUCGUCAAUUGCAGCUGCAAUUACACAAACAACAACAACAACAAAAGCAGCAGCAAAAAAAUCAGCAACAACAAAGCUUAGUGCUGAAUGCUUCCAUCAGCUUUGUCAGGAUUAUAUGGAAUAAGCCCAAAUAUAGCGAUAAAGGCAAUUAG